GGACAUAAAAACUGCCUCUCCUUCCUCCCUCUCUCUAGCAAGGAGAGCCAUAGCCUCUCUCUCUCUCUCUCUCUCUCUCUAGAUCUCUAUGUUUUCUCACUCUGUAGAUGCUUAGAGCGGCGGCGGGGUCGAGAAGAUCAGGAAGGAGGUACAGGGAGUAGUAGAUCAGUACAAGCUGCAGUUUGGAAAGGUUACACCUUUUGUUUUGUUUCUUUGAAGAGACAAGGCGAUAAUUAAGCAGGGUUGUGUUCUCUGAAUUUGAAUAAGAGGAACAGAUAAACAAUAGCUGGUCAUGAUGUCAGCUGGGUUCCAGCUUGGUGUGAUCGGGUCUCUUGCGCUCUCGGUUGCUUCUUCCGUUGCUAUUGUCAUCUGCAACAAAGCUCUCAUCAGUACCCUUGGUUUCCCUUUUGCUACAACAUUGACAAGCUGGCAUCUAAUGAUGACCUUCUGCACCCUCCAUAUGGCACAGCGCUUGCAUUUCUUUGAACCCAAGGCAAUUGAUGGACAAACAGUGAUCCUUUUCGGGUUGCUGAAUGGCACCUCAAUUGGCCUUCUCAAUCUUAGUUUAGGAUUCAACUCCAUUGGAUUCUACCAGAUGACGAAACUGGCGAUCAUACCUUUCACUGUGCUGUUGGAAACAAUAUUCCUGAAGAAAAGAUUCAGCGAGAGUAUCAAGCUUUCUCUACUGGUCUUGCUUCUUGGAGUGGGCAUUGCUUCCGUUACUGAUCUCAAGCUAAAUCUACUUGGAUCCGUCCUUUCUGGACUGGCAAUCGCCACAACUUGUGUUGGCCAAAUUCUCACAAAUACAAUACAGAAGAGAUUGAAGGUCUCCUCAACGCAGCUACUUUACCAAUCUGCGCCUUACCAGGCAGCAAUUUUGUUUGCGACUGGACCCUUUGUGGAUCAACUCCUUACAAACCGCAGUGUCUUUGCCCACAAGUAUACCACUCCAGUUCUGGGCUUCAUCAUGCUAUCCUGUUUGAUUGCGGUGUCUGUGAACUUCAGCACAUUUCUUGUGAUUGGAACAACAUCUCCAGUUACAUACCAGGUGCUAGGCCACCUUAAGACAUGUCUAGUUCUCUCAUUUGGAUACAUUCUGUUACACGAUCCUUUCAACGCAAGGAACAUAUUAGGAAUUUUGAUCGCCAUAUUUGGGAUGGCAUUGUACUCCUACUUCUCAGUGAAGGAGAGCAAGAAGAAGGCAACAAAUGAUGCUCUGCCAGUUUCACAGAUGCCAGAAAAAGAGACUGAACCACUUUUGGCAACCAAGGACAACAGUGAUACCAAAAAAGCAAAUGGUGUAUCUCACGACUGCUAAGACUUCUCUUGCUUAGUGUAGAUCUAGUAUAUGCAUGCGGCAUGCCUGCUUGUUGAAUUCAAAGGACCUGGAAAGCCAUUUCUUUCCAUUCUUGAUUUGUUUUGUAGAAAAGAGAGUUUUAUAUUUGUAGAGAGUGUAUAUUUUGACGUUAAAAUUAUCAUUUGAUCCUACAUGUCAUAUUCAACUGUUCCAACUGAAGGUUUACAGUUGGAGAUCAUCUUCUUGACACACUCAUGUUUAUCAAAACAGAACCUAUUCUCAACA
Molecule: messenger RNA, 1582 nt
Organism: Oryza brachyantha (malo sina)
Lineage: Eukaryota; Viridiplantae; Streptophyta; Magnoliopsida; Poales; Poaceae
Product: UDP-xylose transporter 1-like
Exons: 9
Coding region: 293-1318 (341 amino acids)
Cellular component (GO): Golgi apparatus
Molecular function (GO): UDP-xylose transmembrane transporter activity; antiporter activity
Source: RefSeq, a predicted model, not a curated record